UUUUGAAUUGCGAGUCGAUGGUUUGUUUACCAACGAAAUAAAAGAAUUAACGAGAGACUGGCAAAGUAGUGUGACUGUGAUAAUUUCCUACAAUAUUUCAGUUCACAUGUUACAUAAGUGCAUUUUUAAUAGUUCCAUAAUCGUUCUCCUUCAAUGGACAAUGAUGAAAAAAAAGUAUGGAGCACAGAAGAUAUCAGAUCACAUCGUAAUGACUGGAGUUUGGCAGCAGAUGCGGCUUUAUUUGAACACAUUCAGUCAUUAUCUAAGAAUUUCAUCGAACGCACGCAUGCUGUCCUACAAUCUGUAGACUCUCUCAGUAACGACUUGAAUGUUACUGCCACAAGUAUAUCAAAUACCAGCGAUAAAUUUCUCUUCCUUGCUAAUACACAAUUUGUUGAAAACCGGGUCUAUGAUGAUGAAGAUUUAACUCCUUCUGGUUCGAAUACUACUGUGCAGCCCAAGCCAGAAUUGGUUGAAAAAGAAUUAUCGAGCAUUUUUGAAGAUGCGUUUUCUCGUGGAAUAGACUUAGUUGAUGCAAAUUACACUGAGUUUCGGCUACAAGAAAGUGACUCAGAAGAUGAAGAGCUCUCUUCCCCAAGCCGCCUAGUCCCCAAACCAAAGAAUCGCUACUCUGCGCGAUCACUCCCCCAUGUGAUAGGAUCUGCAGAAUUUUUUAAAGACGAUAAAGUUGGCCUCGGCUCACCGUCGGGAAGUAGUGACUCGAGCUCCACCUCAAGUCUUAGCGAAGAUGAAAAUGAAGAUGAAGAAAUUGGUUCGGCUGCACUGAAACCUAACAUUGGUCGAGCCUCUCUAUCCAGUAGAUCUGUUGAAUCGCCCGGGAGUAUGGAGGAAUCAAAAUCCCCCUCACCGGCGGAUGAUAUGUUUGGAAGAUAUGGAGAUAGCCUUAAUUCCUCUGGAAAAUUUCAGCCUAAUGAAGCCAAGCAUUCCAAUCAGCUGAAUCAUGCAGACAUUUCAAACCAAUAUUCCAAACAUCGCAGUGAUAUAAAGAAUAAUGAAUCCCCUGUUCAAGAAGCGGUCCAGCCUUCGAGUAAAGAUCUCUUUAGUCAUCACAUAGGUCCCGCUCCAAGUUUGUUUGCUCCUCCUCCGUUCAAUGCUGAAGAAAGUAGCGAAGAUAGUGAUAAUGAAUCACUUUUUGCGGGCAGGAAACACAAUCGUAACCAUCUCUUUACUGAUGAUGAUGAAGAUGAUGACGACACCCCCGAUCUACAAAACAGAAAGCAAGAAAUUGAUAAUACUGGAAAAGAGCAGAUUUUACAGAGCAGUCAGCCCCAAGAAGUACCUAAAUUAGAUUCAAAUGUUCCCAAGGAGCAAACUCCCAUUAAAAAGCUUCCAGCUGGUGCUGUAAGCAUAUUUGGUAGGAAUAUGAAUCCAUUUCCACCUAAUCCUUCAUUAUUUUCAAGAACUGAAGAGAGCGAUGAAGAUGAAAAUGAACAAACUCCAGAAUCAAGCUCGGAAGAUGGUUUUUCGGUUUCUCAUACAAGUUCAACUGACUUUGGAAAUCCUAAAUUUGAUCCAUCAUCAUCUAAAGUUUCUGCGCCAAUCAAAAAGUCUCUUUUUGACGACGAUGAAGAUGUAGAUAGCAAAGAUUUCAACUCUCACCUUUUUAAACCUGGCACUAUUCCCUCAAGAAAAUCAUCUGAUAGUCCUGGGAAACCCUUCAAUAGUAUAUUCUCUGACGAUACAGAAGAUCUCUUUAGUACGAGCAAAAAUACAACAAAAUCAAAUAGUCAACCUUCAGUUGUGCCUCCAGAUGAGACAAGGAGCCCUUUCAAAGAAUCAGGUAGCGCAAUCAAAUCAGUGAACUCUGCAACCCCUGCAACAGUGGCUGGUGCAAAACAUAGCCCUGAAAGUCCGAAAAAAGGACUGUUUGGAACUGCGAAAUCUGCAUCCAGUGGCCUAUUUGAUUCAGACGAUGACCUAUUCACCUCAUCUGAGAAAGAAUCAGCUUCCAUCGCAAAAAGCCAGGUCUCACAAAAAACAAGUGAUACAAGUAAAAAGAGUCUCUUCGGUGCAAGUGAUACUGUUGAUUUUACAAAAUUGGCAAGUCCUCUCAAAUCGAAUACUCAAAAUUUGAGCAAAAAACCAUUAUCAGAUUUAUUUGAUGACAAUGAAGAUGAUGAUGAUGAUGAUUUUCUAUUCAGCAGUACUAUCAGUAAUAAGAAAUCCAUUUUUACCUCCAGUAAAAACACCCCUGAAGCAACUGUAUUAUCUGCUGCUCUGAAUAGAGGUCCUUCAGAAGAAGACUUGUUUUCCAAAAGUAAUGAGAUUUCAGUCGGAGAUCACCCUCCAGAGCAACAAUUAAGUCAAAAUAUAUUCAAUGAUGACGAAGAAGCAAGUAUAUUCACCAAACCUGCAGUGAGUAAAGUCAAAACUGGUGAGAUAAAGGAGCCUGCUAAAUCGACCUCACCAGCGAAUGUUGCAGGAGAUGAAUCUCCCAACGGAGACAACCUGUUUUCCAGAAAGAACAAAACCUCUAUUAUAGAUCACCCCAAGAAGGAAAAAUCAAGUGCCAAUAUUUUUGAUGAUGAUGAAGAAUCAGGUAUUUUUGACAAAUCCAUUUUGAGCAAAGUCGAGAUAAAUGAGUCAAAGGAGCCUCCUAAAUUAACAUCAGCGGUGAAUAUUUCAGAUGAUAAAGAUCUCAGGAAAGAUGACCUCUUUUCUGAAAGCAGUAAAAUCUCCAACAGGAAUGUUCUUCCCAAGAAAAGUUCAGGGCUAAGCCUUUUUGAUGAUGAGGACGAAUCCAGUGUAUUCGCUGAGUCAAUUACGACUAAAAUUAAUUCUAGCUCUGACAAUCCUAAUUUGGAUGAUCAAAGUAAAACUGCUUGUACUGUGAUGGGAUCAACCUCGCCCAAAGUGCUCCCUACUGAAUCGAGUGUUAAAAAACAAAGCAUAUUUGAUGAUGAUAAUGAUAGACCAAAGAAAGAAACUUUGUCUGAAGUAGCAUCUGAUGUUACUUCGCCCAAAGGUGAAGACACUAUAGCAAAAGAGGCUCCCUUUGAGAGCAACUCCGGUGAUACAAAAAGAAAACCAGAAAAAUCUCCAAAACCCAGUGCUAGUGCCUUAUCAGAGAUCGAUAAACUUAAAAGGAGGUUAAUGACAACCAAAAGUGAUGAUUUUUCCAGUGACGACAGCUCUCCAAACCCUAAGCCAAAAACUGUCAAUCCAGGAAAACUAGCGCCAAAUCGAGGUCAUAAUAUUAACAUAGCGGCAUUGAUGCCAGGCUACAAACGCCCUAAUCUUCAAAAGAGUGAAGUCGUGGAAGUAUCGGGUGAAACUUUGUCUAACAGUGAAUCAGCGCCAGCACUUGCCAAUAUAUCUAGUCAGCAGCCAGCAAAAUCACUCACUGUCAGUGGACAAGUCCCCAAGUCCACCUCUCUUCCAGUAUCUUUUUCAAACAACGAUAUUUUGUCAUCUGAUGAGCCCUCUGAUUUCAGUUUUCCUGCAGAAGCCUCUGGUUAUUCACAUUUCUUAGCAAACGAUGCCAUGAAGAAAAGGGCAAAAAUCAGUGUGAAACGUCGGCCACCCAGUCAGAAAGCUCGACAAGAGGCAGCUAAAGCACCUGUAAUUCUAGAUACAACAAAUGGCAGUCCCCCGCCAAGAGAAUCAUCAAGGCCACCAGAGGAUGUACUUGAGAAAUCUGUGACUACAGAGGAAAACAAUGCUAGGCUCACCAAAAAUACUGCUUUAUCUGAUGAUUUGUUCAGUAAUCGUGGAGAUGGAUCCAAUGAUUCUGUUUCUCAUAGCAUUAGAUCAACUUCACCUAGGAACAAUCCUCCCUUCUUGGAGGAAAAUACAGUUUCAAAAUCUGUUUCAUCCCUUUUUGAAGAUAGUUCUCCCCUUCAAUCGGGUGAAGAGGAACCAAAAACCAAGUCACCAGCUACCUUUAGAAGAGAAGAAUCAGAUCGACUAAAAUCAGUUUCAUCCAUUUUUGACCCAACGCCUCCUCCGUUUGAACCAGAUGAUUUAUUCAGUGAAAAACCGUCUGACCAAUCAGUGAAAAACUCAGUUUCAGAAUCCCCGUCCACUCAACAGAGUCACUUGUUUUCAAAGAGGACUGCAUCCCUCUUUGAUGAUAGCUCGCCCUCCUCAGAAAGUCAAAGCGAUGACUUAUUUGGUCCUUUGCCUGUUCAAAAAUCGAAGCCCAAACAAGAGAUAAGUGCUCCUGAUCUUGCAAAGUCAGAUGAAGUAUCCUCUCACAUUCCUAUUGUUGAUAACAAACCAAAAGUGCCUGCCGUAUCUAAGUCGUUUGAAAUUGAAUCAGAUGAUCUCUUUAGCCCUUCAACUGCCAAAAUGUCUGUCCUCGAUUCAGAUAGUAAAUCCAGAGAGGUGCCCUUGGUUUCAAACAUUUUUGAUGAUAGACCUCCACCUUUCAAACCAGAUAGCAUGUUUGAUGAAGAUCUCUCAUCUUCUGCUGUUGAUGAGCUAGUGUCAGAUUUCUCAGCUUCUGUGAUCCCUCCGCAAUCUGUUUCCUCCAUUUUCAGAGAAACCCCUCCUCUCUUCGAACCUGAGUCUGAGAGCCCAGUCAAAAAACUGAGCCAAGGGCAAAUGACAGGUUUAAUCGAGGAAACAACAUCAUCCAAUGAAGCACAACUAACGAAUGAAGAUGCUAAAGCAAUCUCUAAUUCAGAGAAUAAGAAUCAGGCUGUCCACACAAGCCCAGCCAACAUAAUCACACACCUUGCCCCAGAACUUGGAGAUGAGGCUCCAUCUGGCUCCAUGAAGUCAGAGAAAUCAAUUGAAAUUGCUCCAGAGAGCUCUCACACAGUGUCUGACGCAGGUUCUCCUUUUUAUUCGUCUGGUGAAAAGAAAGGAACAGAUACCUCUCUUGCGGACAGUUCAACAAGCGCGCUUGAAUCCUCUUUGUUCAAUUCACCCACAAAUGAAGAUGAUUUAUUCUCCAAUCCAAGUGUUAGGCAAAAAGCACCAGAAUUAAAAGCUGUUGCCAGAGUCCCAUCAGAAACAGAGAGCAAAGGAAAAAAUGAAGAAUCACUUCUCCAUAAGCAUGAUGAGGCAACAAGUACACGGAAAGAUGUAUUAACUGCUGGAUCAAAAACAGGGAAGGCCUCUGACGUAAAAAAAUCUUCUCUUACAUCCGAAAACCCUCUACUCGAUAAUUUGUCUGAUGAAGAUCUUUUUGGUUCAUAUAGCACAAAACCGGUCGUUUCAGCAUUUAACAAAUUCAGACCCGGCAACUCAAAGCCUGUUUCUUCUAUCAUACCAAACGAGGUAAAUUUCAAUGACUCAAAAAGUGAAACAAAGACGGAAGAUAACUUGUUUUUUGAAACAGACAACAUUGAAAAAUUAUUCCCAAAAGUGAAAAUCGGUCCCAAAAAAUUACCUCGUGUUGAUCCGUUGUCUGAAGACUUUGGAGACAGCGAUGAAGAGGAUAUAUUCGACAAUUCCUCCUUGAGCCCAGUUGGAGAGGGAAACCGAAAACCGGAAGAGUCAAGUAAUAGUGAUGGCCCCAGUUUCAAGCCUGCCGAAAGUAUGGACGAUAGUUCAAUGAUAGAGGAAUCUUUCAAAACAGCCCCAUCUAUCCAUAGUGAUCUUGAUAAAUCCAGUGAUUUAGUGUCACCAGGAGAAACUAAUAGUCACCCAGUUAAGGCAGAAGAUAAUACUGCUUCACCAACAGUUGAAAAACAAGAUGAUACAAAGCCUGUGGGACAUGCCACCUCAUUAGAAGAUGAAAAUCUCUCUAAAGAAAGCUCUUCAUUAUUUGAUGAUGAUGAUGAUAGGAACGAUUUAUUCAAAAUUGUCUCUCAGCCCAAAUUACGAAGCUCUGUGGCCCCCGAGACUGUCAUUGGUAAAGUUUCGAAGUCAGGGCUUUCUUUAUUUGGGGAUGAAGAAGAAGAUGAUGAUACUUUAUUUGGAGUACCAUCGAAGCUCUCGACAAAAAAUCCUGUAAUUUCCAGUUCAAAUUCGUUGAAUAAAACAAAUCCUUCGCCCAGAGGCAGUUUUCCAGGCAGAACUUCUCUAACAAGCGGCUUGAAAAGAGGAAGUCCAAGCUCAGAAACAGCAAAAUCGCAGACAUUGUUCCUUGAUGAAGAAGAAGAUGAAGAUCUAUUCAGCUCUGGGAAAGUGAAACCGUCUAAAGUUAAAACUGUUGAGCCGUCGAAGAAGAAAGUGUCCCUUCCAAAAGUAAAUGCUUCCAGUAUUUUCGGAGAUGAUGAGGACUCUGAUACAGAACUUUUUGCCGCCAGUUUGAAGAAAAAGUAAUUUAAUCAACGAAAGUAAUAAUUUAGUGAAGAGUAUUAUUGUCGAGUAUUUUAUAGCUCUUUUGCAUCUCUGUAAAAGACAGGUAGCGAUACGUUUCUUUGCCGCAGGUCUUGCAUUUUAGUAAAGUGAAGAUCUUUUCAUUAGAAGCCAGGGCAAUUGGACGUAUUUCUAUCUAUCAAACAGAACUAUGUGCAGGUGGGGAAGAUGGGGUGUGCUUGUAAGUUGAGGGCCGUAAGAAUAAAUGGGAAUUAUUAAGUGCCAGUGACGUCUACGGCGACAAUGAAGCCGGAGAGUGACGAUCCGAGGCAUCAACUCAUGAACCCCGUCUACAGUGCUCUGGAGACAUGCCCACGGCUCAUGAGUCCCGCAUACAGCUUUUGCUGAAUCGGAAAAGCGGGAUUUUACAUUCUGCCAAACGGUAUUAUGUGCCAACUUUAUGCGGGACUAGUGAGCCGUGGACAGGUGUCUAGAACGUUGCGGACAGGGCUCAUAAGUUAAUGCCUCGGAUCGUGGUUCUUCAGCUCGGUCGUCGCUGCUGACGUCACUGGCGCUUUAAGAUCCCCAUUCAUUUUUACGGCCCUCAACAAACGAGCAUACCCCAUCUUCCCCACCUGCACAUAGUUCUGUUUGGUAGAAAUACGUCCAAUUAAGCUCUAAAAGUUUGAGCAAAUGAGCAGGAAGCCUAUUAUUUAAAUUUUUUUGUUCGCCAACAAGGCGCAACAUGAUCAAUUCAAAAUGCAGUGUUCUCAUCGGUCAAUCGGACCGAAUACGAGAACAAUGAAGUGAUUGAAUGAAAGAUGCUGCUACUCUAUUUUGAGUCAGUCAUAUACCCUAUCAACUAAGACGAAACUUCUCCUGACUUCUAGUUUGAAAACGCACAAGGCAUUCAGCCAUUUUUGAAAUCAAAGUGUGCGAGUUUUAUUUUAGUAUCAUCUUAGCAUUGUAUUUCAAGCCAAAAAUUGGUUAUUGUUUACAUGUUAAGUCAUUGUAUGAAACCGCUUAUGAACCGUGAUAUGGCACAUUUACUCCAUUUUAGUUUAAGUAGAAACGGAAAUAUAGAGUCCUCGCCAAAUAAGUCCAAGUACUUUUAGGGAGUGGCAAAAGAGCUGCUCUUUUGGUUCUUGUAUUUUCUUUCAAUGCAAAAUUGAAGGCAGCUGAUCUUCGUUCGCGUUCUGCAAGUACAUUAACUUAUUUUGCUAGACCCUAUUUUCCGUAGCUUUAUGUUCUCAAAUGACCAUAACUGUACCUUCAAAAAAUGUUUAUUUUUUUAUAAUAUGAGGUUUCCCCCCCUCAAAUAGUUUUUAAUACAGUCAUCUUCUUGAACCUGAACUCUUUCAAAAAUAUCUUGAACACAAUACAUAUGUACCUUGCGAAAAUUUCAAAGCUUUAAAAUAAAUAGCCACUGCACCAAUCUUUUAGCACAUUUUUGCUGCUUAUUGUUGAGAGUCAGGGUAAUGCUAUCGAUUGAGUUUUCCAAUGUUUUUGAAAACUUAAAAUUCUGCAACAAAUCGAAACACUUUUGCUCCUUUUUAUUUUGAAAGCUCUUUGACGAUAACAAUUGGUGCUUUUAAUCUUGUAGAUACAUUCUUAAUAUCUGGCUGCUGAUUUCCUUUGAAAUCGCGUAUAUUUGUCUGCCAAGAGAAUAUGGACUUUAAUGAGGUAGGGCAUUGACCCGCAAUAUUUGAUUUUGUAAAUUUUUUUAUCAUGUGUUGUUUAAAAUUCGACUCUCAAAGUGAGUUUAAGAAUUAUUGUGCUUAUCAACAAUAUGCUUGUUUUUCUAGAUUCAUUGUUAUGUACAUAUACACCUGUUGAAAUUGUUUUUAUUAGAUUUGUAUCAGUGCUAGGUUUUUAAUCAUGUUUCAAAGUGCAUUUGGGAUGCGAAGUCAGGGUUUUUCUUUUUAUUAUGAGCUGAAGUAAAAGGAAUGAAGGGGGGGGGGAUCAUCACACACAUAGUCCUAAAAAUUUAAUGAAAGAAAUUAGUACAAUGAUAUUGAAUGUUUCAACAUGAAUGCAUUUAAUUUUUCAUUUGUUAGAACUUUCAUGAAUUCUUGGAAGAUCAAGAAGUCAGAAUCUUGGCAUAUACACUGUAGAUUAACUUCGUAAUUUUAUCAUUUUUUUGUUUGAAAUUUACCUGUCAGAGUUAUCAUGUUUCUAAAUUUUGUUUAAAAAAAAACCUAUUUCAAUCUUUGUUUAUAA
Messenger RNA from Bemisia tabaci, 8433 nucleotides. RefSeq lists its product as uncharacterized. NCBI's taxonomy places the organism in Eukaryota, Metazoa, Arthropoda, Insecta, Hemiptera, Aleyrodidae. The record is from RefSeq and is a predicted model, not a curated record.